AAUCUGCAGAAUCUCAAUAAAAUAUAAAAUGCAUAAACAUGAGCCAAAUAAUUGCUAGCUGUGGCCUGUGUGCACAUUAAUGCCUUCUAAAGAAAAUGACGAUUCUACCCUCCCCAGAACAGCAUCUUUGUGGUAAACUGACGAUUGUACCCCUGAAACGAGCUUCUUCGAAAUCGCAUAGCCUGCAAAAUCGAAUCAGCGAAAUCCAUCUUCAUUAUCUGUAUCUUAGUUGUCUCCCUCUCCCAUGGCCAUGGCCGCUCCUUCUCCGAAAACCCCAUUGACCUUCUUCAAUAUAUAUCCCCUCUCCCUCUCCCCUUUCUUCCUCGCAAACCCAAAUCCAAGCCCUAAUUCUUCUUUAUUUAUUUCCCAUCGCACGCAGUUUCUGAAAUUGAGAUUCCGAUGGCGGCCGCAGGCGCAAACCAAGUCCCCGAGUCCGGGUUCCACGACUGGCUGCCGACGAUGGCGGCGAGGCUGGGCGGCGAGGGCUUGAUCGGCGAGCUCUGCAGCGGAUUCAGCCUUCUGAUGGACAGAGAGAAGGGGGUGAUCGAUUUCGAGAGCCUGAAGAGGAACGCGGCGGCGCUGGGGCUGGGGGAUCUGACGGACGAGGAUCUCAGAGGGAUGUUGAGGGAGGGGGAUUUCGACGGCGAUGGCGCUCUCAAUCAGAUGGAGUUUUGUGUUCUUAUGUUCCGAUUGAGCCCCGAGUUGAUGGACGAGUCACUGUUUUGCCUCGACCAGGCCCUCACCCACGAGUUUAGGGAUUUUUGUUAAUUGAUUGAUUGUAAUUACUCAUUUUCUUCACUUGAUUUUAGUGCAUUAAUAUACUUAGAUGAAAAAAAUAAAAAAAAAAAGGGAAAUGAUUUGACGAUU
Messenger RNA from Momordica charantia (bitter melon), 867 nucleotides. RefSeq names its product Calcium-binding EF-hand family protein. Gene Ontology annotation, molecular function: calcium ion binding. The record is from RefSeq and is a predicted model, not a curated record. NCBI's taxonomy places the organism in Eukaryota, Viridiplantae, Streptophyta, Magnoliopsida, Cucurbitales, Cucurbitaceae.